GGGAGGGAGGGAGGGGAAGGAAGGAUAGAGCCAAGAAGAGUCUCGGCAACAGAUGGAAAGGACAGCAAGGCACUGCAGGAAUCCGCCGGAGAGACCUUUCUUCCUCUUUUGCACUAGUGACUAAGAAAGGGACCCCUCCUUUUCAUAUUGCAGCAGCCCAGCAGCAAACAUGCCUUUUCCACCGAUUCAGCCGCAGCAGCAGCAACAGCAGCAGGUCCCCGGGGUUCCGACACCUCCCACUGUCAGUGCCACGGCUCCUCGGGAGCUGCCAAAGAAGCCUGCAACCCAGAGGAAGACCGCUGUGCAUGCUCCUCCGGUCCCAGGUUCCAUGGCACCAACAGCUGGAGGUGAAAAGAAGAAACGGCCCUCUGAAAAGCCAGAGAUGCUCCUCUCAAGCUCCUGGCCAUCGGCAACACUGAAGAGACAGCUGGCUAGGAGAACCCCAGGCCCAGCAGCCAGCAGGACUCAGCCACAGCCCCCACUGCGCCCCACUCAGCAAUCCCUAGCUCCUGCCUCUGCGACCACCUCCCCCCCAACCCGCCCGCUGCUCCCUGCCACCUGCACUGUGCCUGGGCUGGCCCAUUCCUGUGAGAGCCUGGCAGCUGGCGGGUCCACUGUGCCAGGACCAGGGGCUGGCACCAGCAGUGGGGAGGAGGAGGCUGUGAGAUUCUCUUUGAGCCUGACCCCAGAGGCAAUUUUGGUGAUCCAGAGGCGCAACCUGGAGAAGCAGCUACUAGCACGGCAACGCAGACCCUUCCCUUCGCCAGCUGCAGACACCAAACGCCUCUUAUCCUCUUGCCCCCGGAGCAAAGCUGGAGCCAUGGGUACCACAUCAGGCCAACGUAAGGGCAUUGCCAUUAGCGGCGCUGGUAGCACCCCAGUUGGUGGCUUUGGGAGCACUAGCCGCCGCCCCACACAGUCCCAACCCCAACUUCUUUCUGGUGCCAUGCAACCCCUAACCACCACCUCCAGAGGAGGGCACCUGGGAAGUGGAGACUUACGAACCUUGCUGAAGAUCUCUCUCCUGAAUGAGCAUCAUAAGUAUGAUGAUGUAGAAUAUGAGGAGGAAGCUGAGGCAGUGGAUGAGGGCCUAGUGAGGAAGUGUACUGAAUGGUUAAGGGGUGUGGAGAAUGCUGCAGCCACCAGAGACAGGGCUGAGAAGUUGGAGACCCUGCCCCAUCUGGGCACCCUCUGAGGCAGUAUCAGGAGAUAGAUGCUCCACCCUACCCUUACUUCCCUGUUUUGAGUAAGUGUGGGAUUUGAGGGUUAAAGCCACAGGUAUGCCUCACUAGGACUGAAACUUCUAUAUCUCAGUGUUCUUCCUAAUUCUCUGUCCCCAACCAGACUGCUUACUAUUCAUACACCAUGCACACAUUUUCCUCAGCCCAAGGUGUCAGCGGUAGCAAUACUCUGCCCCCUUAUUUCUCCUGACAUAGAUUUAUUCGCUUUCCUUCAUCUUUUGAAUAUCUGCCCUUGGCAUUAGCAUUCUGCACCAGUCUUCCUGCCCUGUGGAGCCCACUGUUCCUUUUUGCUGUUUCCGGAGUUAAAAAUCAGCAGGUUUCCCAAAAUGCUUUGAAACCCCACCACAAAGGUUCAUUUAUCCAUCCCACUGCUUCUUGCUUAGCGACCAGAAACUAGAAGGGUUGAAAAGAAACAGUCAACCUCUUCUCUGACUAACCCUUGGAGUUUGGUUUGUGAUUCGACUUUAUGUUUCGUUGUAGAUGAAACAGUCUUGUAGAGCAUUUGAAGCCCUGUGCUGAAGCCAGAUUUUAAGAGUCUAGUUUCUGGGAGAGAUCUGGGAGCAGUGUGCAUAUGAGAGAUACUUAGGUAACUGGAAGCUGGCUCUGAAUGACAUUUUUAUUUCUUCCUCUUCCGAGAAGCCUGUUGCUGGACUUGGGUUAAUCGGAUAGCUGGUGCUGAAUCUCUUUACAUCUGAUCCAUCUAGAUUUUGUUUUUCACCAGAAACUGGAAAGAUGGGGGUGGGGAGGCAUUGGAGAUCCUGGAAAUUCAAAGGCAAAUCCACCUCUGAUGAGAACAGGGAUAUAACCCCCAUCCCCACCCUCCACCCCCUGGAAAUAAUAGACUAUGGUAAAUGAAUGCUUUAACGGAUAUGUUACUUUGUUGACAUACAACAGGUGAUUCAUCAUCGCUUUGUUCUCUCCUCUUAGCUGUCCUUUCUGUAUGCUGUGCACACACAUGUCUUUCCUGAAACACAGUUACUGGAAUUGUUUUCAAGCACUGGACUCAGGAGGGAGGGGGAAGAGGGGUCAGCUUUUGUUAAGACCAUAGUCUUUAUUUGAAGUGCUCACAAAAUAUCUUUUGUGCUAGGGGGGAAAGGGUAACCAAAUGGGGAAGGAAAAAAUGCACUCAGCUGUACCAGGACACAGGACAAAAUGUUCUGGUCUGGUGGAGAAAUUUAUUUGGAGAAUAAAUUAGGGGUGGGAGGGGAGGAAGCAUUGUGUAUGUGUUUUUAGUAUUUUUAAUCACUGUGUAAAUAUCAUAGUGGCUUUGUACAUUUGUAUAUAACAUUCAAAAAGAACAUUUCUAUUUAUUAUUUGAAUAAAUGGUUAAAUAGC
This is a messenger RNA of Vombatus ursinus (common wombat), 2576 nucleotides long. It is a transcript of the gene PRR18, whose product is annotated as proline rich 18. The transcript has a single exon. The record is from RefSeq and is a predicted model, not a curated record. Bases 170 to 1195 code for a protein of 341 amino acids. NCBI's taxonomy places the organism in Eukaryota, Metazoa, Chordata, Mammalia, Diprotodontia, Vombatidae.